AAGCACGAAGGCGUGAUGACAUAUUAUUUCUGCAUUGCGUUAUUAAGAGCACAGACCAGCGCGGCUUCUCUGACCCCCAAACUCUAGCGCUCUGUAUCUCGGGUGACCUUGCGUCAUUAGGUACUGGAUUUGACGUCCGACCAAAAUUGGUCAACAAUAGAUGACAACGCCGGACCAGCACCAGUUGGCACCCGGGCGAACUGCUCUUUCAGCGCCGUCUAGCGGAAUGCAGAUGCCACACGGAGCUAGCAGCAAGCUUCCAAGGUUGCACUGGUGUGCAUACAGAGGUGACAUUCAGGGCACGCUGCAAUGCAUCACGGACGGAUGCAGCCUGCACGAGACGGUGUCGCUGCGGAACCAGCACGGGCGGCUGGUGUGCGGGAUCACGGCUCUGUUCCUGGCUGCCCAGCGCGGGCAUGGCGAGAUUGUGAAGCUGCUGGUGACCAACGGCGCCUCGCCCAUACAGCCCUGCUUCAUACAGGGCAGCACUGAGCUGUGCACGCCCGCGGAGGUGGCCUCGCUCAACCUGCACUUCAAGCUGUCCAGGUACCUGAAGAAGGCGGCUCAGGCCCGGCGCAAGGAGGAGGAGGUGCUGGCGCUGGACGACGAGGACCGCAUGAGCCAGGUCUCGAACCGCCUCGCACGCGGGCUGGAGCGCGCCCGCAGCGUGCGCAGCGUCAGCAACGCCGGCGGCCCGCCCUCCCUGGCUGGCGCCGUCAACAGCGGCGUACUGGCGCGCCUAUCACGCGGCUCCGCCUCGGUGCGCGGCGGCGGCGGCGGCACCGCGGCCAUGUCAGUGGAUGGCGGCAUGACGGCGGCCAGCGUGGCCUUGUCGGCGGCGUACCCGGUGGCGGGCGCAGGCCCCGGCGGCGCGGCGGCGGCGCCAGCGGACGUGGAGGCGCAGCGGGCGGCGCUCAACUUCAUGCAGAAUGUGGAUCUGUCCGCGUUCGACCCGGACGCCGACGGACCCGUGGUGGUGGCGGCCGGCGACGACGGCGGCGACGGCAAGGGCAGCGGCCCCGGCAGCGCCGUCAAGAAGAUCAUCCGCCGCAUCAUGACCUGGGGCGCGGGGUCAAGCUCAGCGGCGGCGGCAGCAGGGGAGGCGGGCGCAGGCGGCGGCGGCGCGCCGGGCGGCGCGCGGCCGUCGGCGUCGACGCGCGUGCGUGGCGCGAGCGGCAUUGGCGCGGGCGGCCCUGUGCGCAGCCUGGGGCUCGACGCGGAGACCGUGGACCCCGCGCGGCCCGACCACACCAAGGUGCUGCAGCGCUUCCUCAAGGACCUGGACCUGGCCCACUGGCAGCCCGAGCACGACGGCCCCCUGGAGCUCAACACAGGCGGCGCCGCGCAGGCUGGCAGCACGCGGCCGGCCUCUCCGGGGUCGCGCAGCCGCGCCGGCGCCAGCCCGCCGCGCAGCGUGCGCAGCAACAUAAGCCCUGCGCGCUCCCGCGCGUAAGGAGUGAGGGCGGUGGGCGGGAGGAGGCGAGGCAAAAGGAGGGAAGGAGCAGGAAAGGAGGAGGCAGGCGCUUACUUCACAGCGGGUUUCGCGGCGGCAGCGGCACAAGGGCACCGGGCGUUGCCAGGUGCGAGCUGCGGUGGGAGCUGGAGGAAGUUGGUAUUGUUGGCGCCAGGCGUGGGCAUGUCCGGCUUUUGUCAGGUCUGAAGCGUAUAAUGGACGGAGGGCAGGGCGCCCUAGCUGUGCUAGCAGCUUAACAGGGGUAGCAUUUUGGAUUCCCUUCCUGGCAAGGGCACGGGAUAGCAUUGUUGUACCAUUUGACACUGACACGCACUGCUGCGGCCGACUGAGGCGCUUUUGAGCAUGCUGCGCGUUUCCCAGCGCUUGAUCUAGUAGACGAAGCAUUUAGCGGCAGGGGUACAAAUGCAAACGGCGGGUGCUGGACACAGGGUUUGUGGCAUGGCACGUGCCUCGGGCUGCGGCCGGGAAUAGUCCUGGCUGUAUCUGGGCUCGGGCUUGGGUUUGAUUGGGGCUGAGCCGUUGAGGCGGAGGCUACAGCUCCUCCGCCCGGAGGCUUUGCAUGCAUAGCACAUACGGUAAGGCAUCGGCGCUUGACGCGCAACGUACAGCAUGGCGCAUGGAGCUAGACGCGUGUGUUCGUGUGGCUGUAGGCGCGUGUGUGCCUGUUUUAUGUCCUACAUCGCCGUAAAUAUUGACGGGUGUCGUGUGUGUGUGUGUGUGUGUGUUGGGACGUCGACGCGCCAGGGGCAUGGCAUACGAUAAUACUGGCAUCAGGAAAGCGGCGGCGGUGCAGGCUCCGCGCGUCUUGCAAAGCUUUGUAGCACUCUUAUAGCGUGGUAUGCAUUUUGCUUUGGCGCGCCGCAGCAGAGGUGAGGUGACGGAGGUCCUACACCAUGCAAGAGGCCGGUCCGGUGGAGCCGUACCGCCAGCCUUGCGGGGGGGGGGGUGCCGAGCGCGGCACGGGGCACGGCACGGCGUUGCGCACCUGCUUGGUGUUGGGUGUGAUGCGGGCUGAGCACGGCACGUCCGCACGAGCGAGUGCGCUGGCAGGUCUGGCAGGUCAAGCGGCCGGCGUAUGGAUGGGGUCGGGCCAGGGCGAAUGAUGGUACGACGUGACGGCCUGCUGUGGCGCUGUGCCCAGAUUUGCUGGGCUACACAUAACACAGGGCUCCUAUCUUUAUGUCGUCAGACAUUAAUUGGUCAUUUUGGCCGUUUCCUAGACAUUUGACAUUUCUCCUGGGGGCUAAUGUCUGAAGCGAGACUUUGUUGGCCCGGGUUUGGGGCGGGUUCUGUCCGAACCCCUAUGGAGAAGCCUCCAAACCGCUAUGUGCCCAGACAAAAGACAGUGGCCACCCGGCCGUUUUGUCUGGAGCUAGACAUCACCCCGAAAGUAAGAUACGACCCCUGAAACAACACGCCGGAUGUGGGUUAGUGGUUGGGUGUAAGCAAAGUGGUGCAAUUGUGCAAACGAUGGGGCCGAUUCCAAGGAGGUAAGCGUCAUUACCUGCCUGCCUGUCAGACAGAGCCCAGGCCGUCGCAUGUUGUGUGUGCGCGCGCGCCAGGAAACAUGAAGGCCCUCUGCGUGACGCCUGCAAGCACGCAUACGAGCUAUUCAUAACAUACAGGGCAUUUGGGAUGGUUUGAGCUUUGGACGGUCCCCCGGGUAUGGGCACGCCCCGGGUGAGACCGGGUUGGCACGCGUUGGUCAUCGCAUUUGCACUUUCCCCAUCCUGCACAUGCGUUCGUUCUGCACGUGUGCGUUGUGUAAAACCCUGGAUAU
Messenger RNA from Chlamydomonas reinhardtii, 3254 nucleotides. RefSeq lists its product as uncharacterized. Lineage: Eukaryota; Viridiplantae; Chlorophyta; Chlorophyceae; Chlamydomonadales; Chlamydomonadaceae. The coding region runs from base 227 to 1453 and encodes 408 amino acids. Gene Ontology annotation, molecular function: protein binding. The record is from RefSeq and is a predicted model, not a curated record. The transcript has 9 exons.